AUGGUUCUCGACUACAGCAAGUGGGACCAGCUCGAACUGUCCGAUGAUUCUGAUAUCGAAGUUCAUCCGAAUGUUGACAAGCGCUCUUUCAUCCGUGCUAAACAGGCUCAAAUCCACCAGCAACGAGAGCAGCGCCGCCACGAUAUCAAGACCCUGAAGUAUGAGCGCAUUAUCAACGAUGGUCUGCUUACGCGCAUCGACAAGCUCCUCGAGUCUCUGAAGAAGCAUGAGGACUCUUCUGCCUCUCCCGAUGAGUUUAUCUUCCAGACCAUCAUGGAGUUUGCCAGCGACCCCGCGGAGGACCAGGCCCCUACACCUCCGGAGGGCAUCUACCAGAACGAGCCCGAACAACCGAAGUACUCACAAAUGAUGAGUUCUCUGGUGGAUCAGGUCAAGAAGGAGUUCGAAGACUCGAAGCCCGACAACUUGUUCAAGGCAUACAUCCAAGGUGUGCAGGGACACAAGGACAAGGUGCAAGGGCUGCAAACACAAUUGUUUGAGAGGCUCGCCCAGCUCGAGAAGGAAGAGGGCAGCAAGAUUACCAGUGAUAAGCUGCACGAAGGCUUUAACCAAUCUCAUGUUGCCAAGGCCGCUGAGAAGGCAAAGGCUGCGUCGGCCAAAAACACAGAGGUUGAACUGCUGAACCCUGGUGCGGGCAGCUCCGCCCACAAUGCUGAGAAUGACGACGAAGGCGACGACGAUGACCCCGCGAACGUCGAAAUUAGCCCUCUGGCAAAGAAGUUCGCAAACCUCAAGCCCAAUGACUACAGCGCCUAUCUGCAAUUUAUCUCUGAGAACCCACAGAUCGUCGCCGAAAAGGAAACAGACGGUCUCUUGGUCGAGGCCUUCAACAGCCAGAUGAAAGGCAAGGAAGACUAUGCUCGCCACUGCGUUCACCAGGGCCUGCUCUUGCAAUACUGCCGCUCUCUUGGCCCUGAUGGCAUCAAGCUCUUCUUCACCCGUAUCACAACUAAGGAUCACCGCGCUUUCACGCUGUUCAACAACGAUGUGAGGGACACCUACAACCGAAUCAAGACCCGUUCCGCCGAGCUCAGCAAAGAGACCGGCAACGACCCCGCAGGCGUCGAGCAAAUCCAGCUGCACGCAGUUGACCCCAACACGAAAAUCACCAUCAACAUCCCCGCAGCAGGAAGCCAAGACCCCAUCGAAAUUCAGGCUCGCAAGGUUUUCGAGAGCUUCUCCCCGGACCUGCAGAAGGCACUUGCUACCGAGUCCCUGGACGAGGUGAACAAGGUGCUAGGCAACAUGUCCGUUGAGGAAGCAGAGGUUGUCGUCGAGCAGCUUGGAGAGGGAGGCAUGCUCAGUCUUGAGGAGGGUAUUAUUGAUGGGACCACGGAAGAGGGCCGCAAGAAGCUUGCUGAGAUCGAGGCAGAAGGCAAGCUUGAGGAGAUCCAGGAAGUUGGAGAGCCUGGUGGCGAUGUGACUGAGUUGGACUGA
This is a messenger RNA of Penicillium cinerascens, 1458 nucleotides long. Its product is annotated as Hsp90 co-chaperone CDC37. Gene Ontology annotation, cellular component: cytoplasm. Gene Ontology annotation, molecular function: protein-folding chaperone binding; heat shock protein binding; protein kinase binding. The coding region runs from base 1 to 1458 and encodes 485 amino acids. The transcript is spliced from 2 exons. Gene Ontology annotation, biological process: protein folding; protein stabilization. NCBI's taxonomy places the organism in Eukaryota, Fungi, Ascomycota, Eurotiomycetes, Eurotiales, Aspergillaceae. The record is from RefSeq and is a predicted model, not a curated record.